Molecule: messenger RNA, 986 nt
Organism: Solenopsis invicta (red fire ant)
Lineage: Eukaryota; Metazoa; Arthropoda; Insecta; Hymenoptera; Formicidae
Product: selenoprotein F
Exons: 5
Coding region: 426-893 (155 amino acids)
Cellular component (GO): endoplasmic reticulum lumen
Molecular function (GO): oxidoreductase activity
Source: RefSeq, a predicted model, not a curated record
ACUACGUCGUAUCUCGAUCUUAACUUCGCAUUUAUUUUUUGCAUUACAAUGCAAAUUAUUAUUAUGUUUAAGACAUGUGUCAAGUUCUAAUUACUUCCAAAUAACAAUAAAAAGUAAAUAAAUUAAAAUAUGAAUCAAAUUGUUUUCCAACUCGAUCAAUAUCGAUUCGAUUAAUCAUUUCUAGCUUGGAAACUAUUUCGACUUUCGAGGCGCUAUCGUGCUGUGAUGGAAUACAUAACCUAAAAAUAGUCCACUGGCAAUGGCUGAAUUAGUUUAAAACCGGGUUGUAAUUCUAUUCUGUCAGUGUUACAUUAGCUACAAAGGAUAGGUAACCAAAAACGUCAAGUAUUUCUUAUAAGAUCUUCAGAGGACAAAAAUCGCAUAGAAUAUUAGUGCUCAUCAAUUAAAUUCAGACAAAAGACAGAAUGAAUUACUUAUUACAUACUGUUUUAUUCCUGUUUAUCGUUGCGAUGGACAUUGCCAUCGCAGAGUUUUCGGCAGAUGAUUGCAAGAUGCUAGGAUUCAAUAAAGCUAAUGUGCUCUGCUCGACUUGCGAACAUUUUACCAAACCUGAUCUAGAAAAAAUUUAUGCUACAUGCAAGGAGUGUUGUCUAAAAGACAACGAUUAUGAUUUAUCUGGAUCAAAACGCUAUCCCAAAGCAGUUCUUGAAGUAUGCACAUGCAAAUUCGGGCAAUAUCCACAGAUACAAGCCUUUAUCAAAAGUGACCGGCCAAAAAAGUAUAAGAACCUCAGCAUAAAGUAUGUAAGAGGUUUAGACCCAAUAAUUAAAUUGUACGACGCAGAAAAUAAAGUUGAAGAUGUGCUUGAUAUACACAAGUGGGAUACGGACUCUGUAGAUGAAUUUCUGUCAACUCAUCUUUCUAAGGAUUAAUAAAAUUAGGAAAUAUACAUAUUGCAUUAUUACAUGAUUGUUUCUAUUGAAUUCUUAAUAAACUAUUCAUUUAAUAUGAAUAUUACAUAUACA